Messenger RNA from Daldinia decipiens, 2456 nucleotides. RefSeq lists its product as uncharacterized. Lineage: Eukaryota; Fungi; Ascomycota; Sordariomycetes; Xylariales; Hypoxylaceae. The record is from RefSeq and is a predicted model, not a curated record. The transcript is spliced from 3 exons. Bases 570 to 2012 code for a protein of 480 amino acids.
GUGUCAGUUGCGAACUUGAUAUUGUGUAAUUAUCGCACUAUCUAAUUGGUUUAAGCUGCUAGACUGAGACUAAGGUAACUAAUGUAAUACCCUUUUCUCUCAACUACUUUGGUACCUUAACCUGUUCGGGCUAGGAAAGAGGUUCUAGCUUCUUAAAGCUUGAAUGGUCUGAUAUGUAUCAAUCAUCGAUUAGCAGCGUCAUAUCAGAUUCGAAUGUGCCCACUGCCAGGGUUCGAAGCUCAUUGAUCAGCGCAGGGGUCCGUUCUCCGCGAAUUUCGCAUCACUAUUCCGACUCAACUUGUCCCCCCCAAUUUGCCCAAUUUACCUAAUUGUGCCCUUGACAUACUUGAUUCAACUUGAGAAUUACCAGACAAAACCAGAGUAAUACUAUCGCGUCGACUUGAAGCCUAUAAUAGCACCGCUACUCCUGUCACGAAGGAAUAGCCGACAACCUUCGAAUAGGUAUUCGAUCCAAUCCAGCCCGACACACCGCAACAUAACGCAGUAUUAUACCAAGCCAGCGAAACGUCGAAAUCUAGUACAUAUAUAAUAUUAAAAGUUUCUACAUAAUGAGCGGCGACAGUCAUGCGCUUCCUAUGAGGCAGGCCACUACUCUCAGCGAAGAAGCCGUAUCGGGGAUCGACCCUACUACGACGGCCGGCCUACUCGCUGAAAGACUUCAGGCUUGGAAACAUGCCGUAGGAUAUUUAGAAGAAUAUGUUGGAGCUGUCGAGAAAGUCCACAAAGCACACGCCAAGGAGUAUGAGAAGGUUCUUAAGACGAUUUCUCACCCGUUAAGAGAGGGGGCGCACUUCGACCAGGGUCUUGGCGGUGUGGCGGGGUUCUUCGAAAACAUGCGAGUUAAUACUCAGGCUAUGAUCAAUUCGAACGCGGAGACUGAGAAGACCAUCAAGGGGUCUGUCCUACCAAUUCUCGAGCGACUACAUAAAGAGAUUAAGGCAAAGCAUAAGGAGGUAUCUCAUGGGGUUGAGAAGGCCGCAAAGGAGAUCGAGAAGGCUAGGAAUACCACCCAGAAGCAUAUCGAGCUUCUUGGUCAGCAUGCCGCAGCUUUCGAGUCGGCAGGCGGUAAAAUGACACCCACCGACGACCCUUACGUUAUCCGGCGCGGCGUCGUUCACAGACUAAACAAGCAGGUUAUCGAAGAAAAUAACCACAGAAACGAUCUCAUCAGCAUACAAGAUGGUUUCAAGGCAUUUGAGGCCCACGUGAUACAAGUAGUCCAGCAAGCAAUGGAUGCUCUGAAUCAAGUUGCCGGCGGGCAAGCUGAAAAGACCAGGGCGCUUUACGUUGACAUGCUGGGCGCGGCGCAACAAAUUCCACCCGACUUUGAGUGGAACGGUUUCAACGCUCGUGAGGGUCACCGACUGGUCGAUCCAAACGACCCGCCUCGGAGCGUAGAUGCGAUUGUUUUCCCCAAUCAGGAUCACAACUCAACUAAGCCACUCAUCGAGGGUAGCUUAGAGCGAAAGUCGCGGAACAAGUUGUCGUGGGGUACGCAAUCGGCUUAUUAUGUCGUAACCCCUUCUAAGUACUUGCACGAGUUUAAAGACGAUGAUAACUUACGGCAUGACCCGAAGCCCGAAGUCUCCAUCUUCCUCCCAGACGCUGUAAUUAGUGCUCCUACAGGUGAAAAAUUCCUUAUCAAAGGAAAGGAUAAAGGUGGGAGCUUUAGCAGCAAACUCGCCGGCACAUCUGAAUUUCAUUUCAUAGCCCACUCGGCUGCCGAGGCUCAGAAAUGGUUUGAUGCAAUCCGUACUGCGGCCGGCGCAGCAGGCGUAGCUUAUGAAAGCCAAACACCAUCACCGAGCGCUAGCAUUCCGGGUUCUGUUAGCGAGAAAUCAAAGCUCGAGAAGAUUGAUCCGAAUGCGCAUAAAGAACAGGACGCAGGUAUUACAGGUGGCGAGACCGUCAGUAGCCCUACAACCAUAUCGCCUGCCGUCACUCGACAAAACACCAUCAAGAGCGAUACGGAUAAGAAGGCAUCUGCCUAGUGACACAGAUGGCCUGUCUGUCCUUCGUGGUUGAGAUGAGGGAAUUAUGAGCUGUAUGCCAAGGGCCAAGGGAGCCUCGGCUUCGUGAAGCCUUGCUGGGGGCAACUGUGGAAGGACAUUGCCCUAGGUUUUUACAGCUUUAACGGAAAUUCUGAAUAGCACAUAGGAAAGGUCAUCGUGGGGCGCGGCGAUGCGGCUUAAAGUGCUAACUCGAUGUAAUGAAGAGCAAGGACAAAUCAAGAGAUACUUGGGAGACGGGGUGCCUGAAAAUGUGACCGAAGCAAGUAUGCGUCAGCAAUCGAGACCGAAGUGGUAUCGCUUGCAGGUAGAAGGAUGAGGUGGUAUUAUAUCUUCUUAACGAGGCUUUUCGAUAUAUUACUUAUGACUAUCAAUAUUAAUGAAUUCGUCUUAAAUCGUCUAUUUUAUAUAUGCUUAAAGCAAAGA